AUGGGCUUCAAAGAUUUCCUCCAGGGCAAGUCUCUCCGAGCGAGAAAUGAUGUAAGGACAAGCGCAGCAAAACUGACGUUGAGACAAUCUCUGUUUCCCAUUGUUCUCGUCACCACCCUAUUCUUUCUUUGGGGCUUCUCUUACGGCCUGCUGGAUACUCUAAACAAGCAUUUCCAGAACGUCCUUCACAUCACAAGAGCUAGGUCCGCUGGGCUCCAGGCUGCUUACUUUGGUGCCUAUCCUCUCGCGUCUCUUGGCCAUGCAGCCUGGAUCCUGCGUCACUGGGGAUACAAGGCGACAUUUGUCUGGGGCCUCUUUCUCUAUGGUCUCGGCUCUAUCAUCGCAAUCCCAUGCAUCAAGGCAGAGUCAUUUGGCGGAUUCUGCGCGGCCAUUUUCAUCAUCGGAAAUGGUCUCGGUUCCUUGGAAACGGCUGCCAAUCCAUACAUCACCGUCUGCGGUCCUCCCAAGUAUUCGGAAAUCCGCAUCAACCUUUCCCAGGCCUUCAACGGCGUUGGCACCGUGGUGGCUCCUUUGAUGGGCUCAUAUGUCUUCUUCAAGUUUAAAGACGACGCUGGUGAAGUUCAGGCGGAAUAUGUCUCCAAGCCAUUUAUUAAGCAAUACCCUCUCUUCCAUGCUGCAUUUGCUCAAUUCUGCUACGCAGGUGCCCAGGUUGCCGUCGCUAGUAUGUUUAUCAAUUAUGUCGUAGAAACGCGCCCCAACACCGACGACGCCCUCGGAGCGCAGUUUUUUGCAGGAGCUCAAGGUGCAUUUGCCAUCGGCCGUUUUGUUGGGGUGGCUUUGAUGCGCUUUGUAAAGCCACGAUUGGUUUUCCUGGCCUUCUUGACUUUCUGCAUCGUCUUCAUUGCCCCAGCAAUCAAGCAUACAGGGAACGCUGGUAUGGCGAUGCUGUUCAUCGUACUCUUCUUCGAGUCUAUCUGCUUCCCCACUAUAGUCGCGCUUGGCAUGCGAGGCCUCGGCCGCCAUAGCAAACGUGGCAGUGGAUGGAUUAUAGCUGGUGUGGCAGGCGGCGCUGCAGUUCCUCCACUGACAGGUGCGGUUGGCGAUCUCCAUGGCAUGGGUAUUGCCAUGGUCAUCCCAAUGACGUUCUUUGCUUUGGCUAUGACUUAUGCCCUGUCUGUCAACUUUGCCCCGAGGUACCGUGAUGUGGCUGAUGCUUUCACCAUCGCCGACAUUGGCACCGAGGGCGACACUAUAGAUGAAGAAAAGGUUAAGCAGCAAGGCGAGCAUACUGAAGUCGGCAUGGCGGCCACCAAAGCCGACUGA
Ilyonectria robusta is the source of this 1284-nucleotide messenger RNA. RefSeq names its product glucose/galactose transporter. Gene Ontology annotation, molecular function: transmembrane transporter activity. Gene Ontology annotation, biological process: transmembrane transport. Bases 1 to 1284 code for a protein of 427 amino acids. NCBI's taxonomy places the organism in Eukaryota, Fungi, Ascomycota, Sordariomycetes, Hypocreales, Nectriaceae. The record is from RefSeq and is a predicted model, not a curated record. The transcript is spliced from 6 exons.